CCGGCAAUUCGCCGAGAGAUUGCGGAUUCACCAUGCACUGAUGGAAAGUAUGUUCGUCUUAAUACGGAAGUGCCUGUGCUAGAAGUUGAUGAAAGCGAUAAAGAAAUUGAAUUUAUGACACCUCCGAAUGUGAUUAAGAAGAAGCUUUUGGUUUCUAAAUCUAAAAAGCCUUCCCUGAAAAAAAUGAAUUUAAAGAAGCAGGGAAAAAUUAAGAAAGAAAAGAAAGGGAAAAUUGCAAAAAAACAACUUACGAGUGCAAUUGAGCAAGGAAAGGAAAGGACCCCAGUGAAGCAAGAACUAAGUUCAAAUGAAAAAUGUGAGUUCCAAAUGAAAAAAGUGACCCCAGAG
This is a messenger RNA of Gryllus bimaculatus (two-spotted cricket), 348 nucleotides long. NCBI's taxonomy places the organism in Eukaryota, Metazoa, Arthropoda, Insecta, Orthoptera, Gryllidae. The record is from the annotation of a GenBank genome assembly.